GACCCGAAGAAGGAUAGCAAACAGUCCAAAACACGAACCAGAAACCCUGACAGACCCAGCUCCAACAAGUCAAUUAUAUAUGUCGUCGAUUUGAAACCAGAUGCCACGGAAAAUGACCUGAUUGAUUACUUCACCAAAUAUGGCACUGUCAAAGGCGCUAGGGUUAUAAUUGAUAAUUGCACGGGCCAGUGCCUUGGAUAUGGACAUGUUACCUUCGCCGACAGAGGGGCUAUUGAAGGUGGUCUUCUGGAGGCCAGCCAUUUCCUUGAUGGCUGUCGCAUAAAAGUAUUUGCGGAAAUGCCCCCUGGAUAUGGCGAGAGGAGGCAACCAUCUGAAAAGGAGGUAAAGGACAUGAUGAUCUCCAACAGAAUCUACCUUCGAUCCCUGCCCCAAACGAUAACUGAGAAGAAGCUGUAUAUGUACUUCUCCAAAGUUGGGACUGUUACAGACGUUCGCAUUCUGACAGACGUAGUCUGUGUCGGUCGUGGUUUCGUCGUCUUCCGUGACCCGUACGCGGUAAUGAGGGUGGUGGAGGCCCAGCCACACAAAUUUCAAGGGAAAACUAUCAGCGUGUCUUGCAAAGAGGCAUUUAAACCUAAAAACACUGGAGCUGCGACGCAUUUGAACCAGGGCAUGGAUGCAAACAAAAUCUUCCUUGGAUCUCUGCCCAAACAAGCAACAGAGCGUAGUCUGCACGAUUACUUCUCACAGUUCGGAGCCGUCAUGGAUGUUAGUGUUCCGACGGAAUACAAGUUCAGCGGCCGUGGUUAUGUCGACUUCUGUGAUCUGUAA
Molecule: messenger RNA, 792 nt
Organism: Dibothriocephalus latus
Lineage: Eukaryota; Metazoa; Platyhelminthes; Cestoda; Diphyllobothriidea; Diphyllobothriidae
Source: the annotation of a GenBank genome assembly